CACCUGAAUCCUUGUAUUUUCUCUUGAACUUUACUGACAAGCGUUUUCUUCGGAGUUUUAGGAGACGAUUCCAUAUCCAUACUCGCAAUUGCCUUGGCCAAAUGUAGGUCUUCUUCAUUCAUCUUAAAAGCCGGUAUUAAACGAUAAGCACAAUAAAAGACGAGUUUUACUAUAUCUCCGAAGGUACGAUAAAAAUUAAACAAUGACGAUAACGAAAUAAAAAUUAUGUGAUAUAGUGAGAGGCGGACACAGAGAUAGAAUCGAAGACGAAAAGAUAAUUGCCGCAGCGAAGCCAAUAUUUAUAACCUUAAGAUAAGACGUCCACUUAUCGACUGAACUGUUUGUUUGCGGGACAGAACCUCCCUCCUACUUUCGUUCGUCUCGGAUCCGACAUGAGCGCUGUUCAUUCUCGCAAAACUUAUUUUGAUUAAGCGAAUUCGGGAAUUAGAAGCUAAAUAAUUUUAAUGAAAUUUAUUUAAAAAUAUCUCCCUGUUUCUAAAAAUCAUAGAUUUUCCUUACUACAAGAAAAAUCAAAUAAUUCAAAUAAACAUGGCCAAUGCUUAAUUAAUAGUUUGCAUAACCUAAUUUAGUGUAGUCCAUGGGUUUUAAAUGUGGCCGUGUGAAGGGUGAUGUUUUUAAAUUAUACCAUGUAAUAAUAUCCAACUAGCGACCCUUGUUAAUUUAAUAAAGUUAAAUAAAUCCGAAGCCACACAUAUUCACCUUUUUAUAAGAGUCCCAUUGAUAUUUGAAAAAUGUUCAAAUUCACGGCAGUAUUUUUGAUUUUCAUAAUCGCAUUAAGUAGACAUUCUUGGGCUAGUAUACAAAUUGAAGAAAUAGAAGACAAUGAUUUUGCUGAAUUUGAAGAUUUCGAAGAGGAUACUAUUAAACCUGCAAAUGAACAACCAGUCCCAGAAAAAUCAGUAAAUGAUCAACAUAAAGCUCGAGAAGAUAUUUACGAAACUGAUAUGGACUCUAUUGUUGAGGAUGAAGAUAACGAAUUUGAACACUUUCAAGAUGAGGAAGAAUUUGAAGGAUUCGAUAGUGACAAAGUUACGGUUGGAGGGAAAGUAGAUGAAAAAGACGCACCAAAAAUCACUAUUGCCAAGGUACCUCUCCAUUUCCGUACCAAUUGGGACAGCUUUUAUCUUGAAAUGCUCAUGAUUGCUGGCCUGCUUGUAUAUUUCAUCAACUUCUUCAGCGGUAAAACUAAAAAUAGCAAAAUGGCCAGUGUGUGGUAUUCAACUCACAAAUCAAUACUAGAAGAGAAUUUCUCAUUGGUCGGUGAUGAUGGUAAAAUGGAAAUAGAAAACAGAGGUUUGAUAAAAGAAUCCGAGCAUCUUUACACUUUAUGGUGCAGUGGAAGAACUUGCUGUGAAGGGAUGUUGGUUGAGCUUAAGUUUUUAAAAAGACAAGAUUUAGUCGCUAUCAUUGCACAAAUGAUGAAGCCAUCUCAGGAUCAGAUCCACAUAAAAGUUGAUAUGAACAAGGACGAUAUGGACACGUUUGUGUUCUGUGUUGCUUCUAAGAAGACUGCUGCCAAACUUUCGAAAGACAUGGCUGAUUUGAGCGUAUAUUGUGUUGAACGGCGAGGUGGAGAAAAAAUGGGAUUACCCUCACAGUUCCAGAUUAUAUCUGAAAUGGGAGAGGUCACCUCGGCAAUCUUGGACUCUAAAAUUACUGCGCUAUUUAACAGACACCCUGAUCUCAUCGAUUUUAUCCAUUUCUCAGACCAGUUCUCCGGACCCAAACAGACUGAGGAAACUAACCUUACCAAAUUACCUUCUACCAAGAAAGUUCUGAUGUUUGGUUUCAACAUCCCAACCAAAGGGAGGUCGGCUGAGGAAGCAAUGGAUGCCCUGAAACCGCUCAUGAGCAUGGUCUUUUAUUGCAUUGACAAGAUUAAAAGAUACAGGCUUAGCAAAGAGGGAAAAAAUAAGGCUGAUAAAAAUAGACUGAAAGUUGAGGAGGCCUUUUUGAAAACUACUCACGCGGCUCGUGCGGAGGCAGCAGCGGCCAGGAGGGAACAAAAGAGAAGGCAAGAGAAAGAAAGAAUACUUCAGGAGGAUGAUCCAGAGAAACAGAGGAAAUGGGAAGAGAAGGAGAUGAAAAGACAAAUGAAGAAAAAGGCACCAAAGAUGAAGCAAUUAAAACAUUAAGGCUAGGUUCUGACAUUACUUUAAAUGGCAACGAUAAAUUAGGGCAGAGAGCAGAGGAACUAUCCAGCUGAUGUCGAGGCUGAUUUUGGAUCUCACCGAAACCGACGACAUAACCGGACUACAAUACCUCACUACACAUUAAAGUUGUCAGUAGAAAAAGAAACAAAAAAAAACUUCACUUUGAAGAUAAAAUAUAAAUUUUCUACUGACAUUUGAACUGUUAAGAUCUUAGCUAAUUUGUUAAAAUAUGGAUUAUAUUUUAUUUUGAUUUUUUUAUUU
Messenger RNA from Nezara viridula (southern green stink bug), 2435 nucleotides. The record is from the annotation of a GenBank genome assembly. NCBI's taxonomy places the organism in Eukaryota, Metazoa, Arthropoda, Insecta, Hemiptera, Pentatomidae.